This is a messenger RNA of Diaporthe citri, 2136 nucleotides long. RefSeq lists its product as uncharacterized. Gene Ontology annotation, biological process: proteolysis. Gene Ontology annotation, cellular component: cytoplasm. The record is from RefSeq and is a predicted model, not a curated record. Gene Ontology annotation, molecular function: dipeptidyl-peptidase activity; metalloexopeptidase activity. NCBI's taxonomy places the organism in Eukaryota, Fungi, Ascomycota, Sordariomycetes, Diaporthales, Diaporthaceae. Bases 1 to 2136 code for a protein of 711 amino acids. The transcript is spliced from 4 exons.
AUGGACGCCAAGGAACUCUCUAGCUACCUGGCCGACUCGCCUCCAACCGUCGUGCGCCUGGAGAUCGCCAAGCACUUCGAGGCCCUGACCGACAGGCAGAAGAGAUAUGCCCACUACAUCAGCAAAGCUUCGUUUGCCGGCCAGCGCAUCACUCUGCGACAGGUGUCCCCGGAGUCUGAGCCCAUCUUUGACUUCAUCAUCUCCCUGCACAAGAGCUGCAAUGGUGACUGGAAGGCUCUCGGCCAGAAGGCCGGCGUCACCGAGGAGGACUUGACCUACUUCCUGCAUUGGGCCGCUCAGUUCCUUGGGAACAGCGGUAAUUACAAGUCAUUCGGUGACAAAAAGUUCAUUCCGAGAUGCAAGGAGAGCGAUGUCGACAAGCUGGCUGCCACGUCGCCCGAGGCUGAGAAGUUCUACAAGGCAACCAAGGGUGGCAUUUUCUCAGCCAGCAGCCCGGGUUUGAUGCACUUGGGCUACCCGGAUGAUGGUCAUCUGACUACCUACUACCCCGACUCUCCAGAUGUCACCAAGGCUGAAGUCGGGGCCGUUGCCGACUUCAUGGAGAAGAAGGGCCUUUUGCCUGAGAACACCAGGCUCAGGAAGACCAAGGACGGAGUCUUCGAGAUUCUCAUCGCAUCCGCUCAAACCAGCAUACCUGGCGAGGGAGGUGACAUCGGAAAGGAAAUCGAAUUCAAAGUGGACGACGGCGCAUUGGCUGGAAAGACCAUCAAGCUCGUUUACGGAGAUCAUGCCAACGAGAUGUCCAUCAUCGCCAAGAACAUCACCAAGGCUGCCGAGAAUUCAGACAACGAUACCCAGAAGAAGAUGCAUCUCGAAUACGCGAAGUCCUUUGACUCCGGCUCCCUGCUGGCUUUCAAGGAUAGCCAGCGGUACUGGAUCAGGGACAAGGGCCCUGACGUGGAGACCAACAUUGGUUUCAUCGAGACAUACCGCGACCCCGCGGGCGUGCGAGGCGAGUGGGAGGGCUUCGCCGCUGUGGUUAACAAGGAGCGGACCCGGGCCUUUGGUGAGCUUGUCAGCUCCGCACCCAAGCUGAUUCCCCUCCUGCCUUGGAGCGCCGAUUUCGAGAAGGACAAGUUCCUUGCCCCCGACUUCACGUCCUUGGAGGUUCUGUCUUUCGCAGGAUCAGGAAUACCAGCUGGAAUCAACAUCCCGAACUACGACGAUAUCAGGCAGUCGGAGGGAUUCAAGAACGUCUCUCUCGGCAAUGUACUCGGCGCCAAAGCUCCCAACGAAAAGAUACCGUUCAUCCGAGCUGAGGACCUCGAGCUGUACCAGAAGUACCGUGACGCUGCCUUUGAGGUCCAGGUUGGUCUGCACGAGCUGACGGGUCACGGAUGCGGCAAGCUACUCCAAGAGACUUCACCCGGGGUCUUCAACUUCGACAAGGAAAACCCUCCAACCAGUCCCCUCACCAACAAGCCCGUCACAUCCUGGUACAAGCCCGGACAGACCUGGGGAUCCGUCUUCGGCGGCCUGGCCGGAGCCUACGAGGAGUGCCGAGCUGAGCUGGUGGCCAUGUACCUGAGCUGCGAAUUCCCCGUGCUCAAGAUCUUUGGUUUCGGCGAUGGCACUGAGAAGAUGGACAGCGAGGCAGGCGACCUGCUGUACGCCUCAUACCUGUCUAUGGCGCGAGCCGGUCUGGCCUCGGUUGAGUUCUGGGAUCCCAAGAGCCAGAAGUGGGGACAGCCUCACUGCCAGGCACGAUUUGCUAUCCUGAAGAGCUUCCUGCAGGCAGGCGAAGACUUCUGCAAGCUGGAGUCCUCGGCCGACGACCUAUCGGACUUGAAGAUCAACCUCAACCGAGACUUGAUCCUCACCAAGGGUCGCAAAGCUGUGGGAGACAUGUUGCAGAAGAUACACAUUUACAAGUCCACCGCCGACGUCGAACACGGCGCCAAGUACUUCGCCGACGAAAUGUCCGCUGUCGGCCUCGACUACUGGGGCACCAAGGUCCGUCAGGUCGUCGUGGCCAACGCGCAGCCCCGCAAGGUCUUUGUCCAGGCCAACACGCACGUCGACGAAGCGACGGGCAAGGUGACAUGCAAGCAGUACGAGCCCACGCUGGAGGGCAUGAUCCAGAGCUGGGUCGAGCGCGAGCAGCAACAGCAAUAG